Molecule: messenger RNA, 936 nt
Organism: Clupea harengus (Atlantic herring)
Lineage: Eukaryota; Metazoa; Chordata; Actinopteri; Clupeiformes; Clupeidae
Gene: cenps
Product: centromere protein S
Biological process (GO): replication fork processing; resolution of meiotic recombination intermediates
Cellular component (GO): FANCM-MHF complex
Molecular function (GO): chromatin binding; protein heterodimerization activity
Source: RefSeq, a predicted model, not a curated record
CAUGAGAACGUAUGGCCGUAAAUCUGACAAAAGAGAAGCAACAAUAUACCGCGAAAUUUUUGUUAUAAAAAUCGAGUGUAAUAUUUUCUCUGAGUAAACAACAUGGGUUGGGGAACACAUUGGAUUUAUCACUAGUUAAUGUUGUCAGUGAAAAUCUUGUGUAACAAUAUAUUUGUAAUCUGACGCAAACCAGCAAUCUAACGUGUCUAACGUUGCCUUUGAAAUCUAAAAUUUUGAUAUGGAUGAUACAUUGGCUCAAACUCAGCGACUUAAAGCGGCAAUCCAUUUUACCACGGGACAAAUAUGUCAAACAAUUGCUGCCGAUUGUGGGAGGGAGUUCAGCAGACAAGCUAUAGCUGCUAUAGCUGAAACUACAUUUCGACAGUGUGACACUUUUGCCAAAGACCUGGAGGCGUUUGCAAGACACGCCAAAAGAAACACAAUCAAUGUGGAUGACGUGAAACUUGUUUCAAGGCGAAGCACUGCACUUUCCACUUAUAUCCAGCAGAAGAGCGAAGAACUUGCCAGUGCACACCAGGAGCAGAAAGAGAAGCGGAGAAAGAACACGGUGAAGAGGAAGCAUCAAGACACUGAAGGAGAUCCUGAACAGAAUGAGGACUGAACACAGGAUCAAGAGUUUGGCUGUUAGUGGGAGCCAGUACAGGCAUUUGUAGUUUGUUAAACACUGGGUAGCAGGCCUUAACUAUUUUACAAAAAUGCAGCAUUUGUUUACUCUUCAAACAAAACACAAAUGUCUUUUUGCAGAUGUAAUUUUUUUUUAUUGUAAUAAGGGGAAAACAUGCACCCACUAUGCAAGUGCUUAGGGAACUAAGGAAUGUUGGGUUGGACACAGCAUUUUCAUUGCCAAUUGGUCUAAAUAUACUUUAACUGUAUCACAAUAAUUUAAAUAAAUAAAGCCGUCACAUUAAAAAAAAA